AUGUCUAUCCCAGCAAUCUAUUUUGCUUUUCACGUGGACACUGCCCUAUAUAUUUGGGGUAAAUUGAAAGAGGCGCCACGAAUCUUCUGGCUAAAGACUGAGCACAAGCCAAAGAAGAAGUCUGAUGAUGAACCACCCGUCAGAAACCAAAAUGCAAUGAUUAAGAUAUAA
This is a messenger RNA of Pseudogymnoascus verrucosus, 171 nucleotides long. RefSeq lists its product as uncharacterized. The transcript has 3 exons. The record is from RefSeq and is a predicted model, not a curated record. NCBI's taxonomy places the organism in Eukaryota, Fungi, Ascomycota, Leotiomycetes, Thelebolales, Thelebolaceae. The coding region runs from base 1 to 171 and encodes 56 amino acids.